UCCUCCAACCACACUGGCUGGGUUGUUGAAUCGAUCCUGACAUGAGGACAGGAGCCGCGCCCUGCCCAGCAGACCUUACAGCCUUACAUCAGUGCAACUGACUCAUACGAGUCCAACAUUGGAUAACCAAGGCCCAAUGGAGAGUUGGUGCACAGAAGAGGGUCCUGGACCUGGGAUCUUCAGAACACAGUUGGGAGACCAGCAGCAACCCAUCUCUCAGUUCCAGCGCUGGUGCUGCCUGCAACGUGGCUGUGCGAUCCUGGGAGCCCUGGGGCUGCUGGCUGGAGCAGGUGUUGGCUCAUGGCUCAUAGUAUUGUAUCUAUGGCCAGCCGCCUCUCCACCCAUCUCAGGGACGUUGCAGGAGGAAGAGAUGGCCCUGAGCUGUCCAGGAGUCAGCAGUGAGGAAGAGCUUCUCCCAUCUCUUCCCAAAACAGUAUCUUUCAGAAUAAAGGGUGAGGAUUUCCUGCUUGAAGUGCAAGUACGGGCUCGGCCAGACUGGCUCCUGGUCUGCCAUGGGGGCUGGAACCCUGCCCUGGGGAUGCGCAUCUGCCAGAGUCUUGGGCACCUCAGGCUUGCUCAGCACAAGGCAGUGAAUCUGCAUGACAUUAAGCUCAACAGAUCGCAGGAAUUUGCUCAGCUCUCUGCUAGCCUGGGAGGCCUACUAGAGGAGGCAUGGCAGCCCAGCACUAACUGUCCUUCUGGCCGAAUUGUUUCUCUCAAAUGCUCUGAGUGUGGGGCAAGGCCUCUGGCCUCUCGAAUAGUUGGCGGACAGACUGUGGCUUCUGGGCGCUGGCCAUGGCAAGCGAGCGUGAUGCUUGGCUCCCGGCACACGUGUGGGGGCUCUGUGCUGGCACCCCACUGGGUAGUGACUGCUGCCCACUGCAUGUACAGUUUCAGGCUGUCCCGCCUAUCCAGCUGGCGGGUUCAUGCAGGGCUCGUCAGCCACAGUGCUGUCCGUCAACACCAGGGAACCAUGGUGGAGAAGAUCAUUCCCCACCCCUUAUACAGCGCCCAGAACCAUGACUAUGACGUGGCUCUCCUGCAGCUCCGGACACCACUCAACUUCUCAGACACCGUGGGCGCUGUGUGCUUGCCGGCCAAGGAGCAGCACUUUCCAAGAGGGUCGCAGUGCUGGGUGUCUGGCUGGGGCCACACCGACCCCAGCCACACUCACAGCUCAGAUACGCUGCAGGACACAGUGGUACCCCUGGUCAGCACCCACCUCUGCAACAGCUCAUGCAUGUACAGUGGGGCGCUAACACACCGCAUGCUGUGUGCCGGCUACCUGGAUGGAAGAGCAGAUGCAUGCCAGGGGGACAGCGGGGGACCCCUGGUGUGUCCCAGUGGUGACACGUGGCAUCUUGUAGGGGUGGUCAGCUGGGGUCGUGGCUGUGCGGAGCCCAAUCACCCAGGUGUCUAUGCCAAAGUAGCAGAGUUCCUGGAUUGGAUCCAUGACACUGUGCAGGUCCGCUAGCUGCAGGAGAAGCAGUUGCCGUGUCUGAUGCAGAACUGUGGAUCUCCCAUGGAUCAUCCCAGACCGAGGGCCUGCAGCCGGGUCACCGGGCCUCUCCCCUAAGGCUCUGCCUUUCAGUUCCUCUUUCCAUCUGAGAGCCUCCACAACAGGAAAGAGGCUGAGGCUGGAUUGGGAAUGAUGGCAAGAGGAAGGGAUAAGAGCACGAAAGACAGAAGAGGCUUCUGGGAGCAUCUGGGACUUUCCCUCCGCCUUCCACACAUCCUAUGUACAUCUGCUAGGAAAAUGCUGGAGGUGCCCUUAACCCUGCUUUCUCCAGGGGCCACACUCUAGACGAUGCCCUGUCUCAAGGGUUCCUGGGCAGAUAAGGUUAAGGCUGGACCAGCUCAGGUAAAAAAAAAUAAAAGUCAAGGUUCUCUUUCUGUGUACCCACUGUUCCUGUUCUGAGCUAACUCUCAUAGCCCUGAAAUAGGCAGGAGUCUACAAGGUAAGAAAGAUGGAGUUGGGCUAGGAUGCCAUUUUUCAAAUGACAGUUCUGUAAAUUGGUUGCAAGAGUUUUGUUAUUAAA
Messenger RNA from Psammomys obesus (fat sand rat), 2039 nucleotides. It is a transcript of the gene Tmprss5, whose product is annotated as transmembrane serine protease 5. Gene Ontology annotation, molecular function: serine-type endopeptidase activity. Gene Ontology annotation, biological process: proteolysis. Bases 137 to 1474 code for a protein of 445 amino acids. Lineage: Eukaryota; Metazoa; Chordata; Mammalia; Rodentia; Muridae. Gene Ontology annotation, cellular component: plasma membrane. The record is from RefSeq and is a predicted model, not a curated record. The transcript has 13 exons.